Messenger RNA from Setaria italica (foxtail millet), 1901 nucleotides. RefSeq names its product ammonium transporter 2 member 1. NCBI's taxonomy places the organism in Eukaryota, Viridiplantae, Streptophyta, Magnoliopsida, Poales, Poaceae. Gene Ontology annotation, biological process: ammonium transmembrane transport. The record is from RefSeq and is a predicted model, not a curated record. Gene Ontology annotation, molecular function: ammonium channel activity. The transcript has 3 exons. The coding region runs from base 173 to 1642 and encodes 489 amino acids. Gene Ontology annotation, cellular component: plasma membrane.
UAUCAUCCACUUGGUUAACUUAACCUUGCAUAACUAAUCGCAAACUUGCAUCGUACUGGUAUUAAACGCGCGCGCGCCCGGGCACGGGGGCACAAAAGCAGCAGCCACCCACCCAUCCGGUCCGCGCGCGUCUCCUCCCGCCCGGCACCGGCACCGGCACGAGCGGAGCGGCAUGGCGGCGUCCAGCGCGUACGCGGCGUCGCUCCCGGCGGUGCCGGAUUGGCUGAACAAGGGCGACAACGCGUGGCAGCUGACGGCGGCGACGCUGGUGGGCAUCCAGUCCAUGCCUGGGCUGGUGGUGCUGUACGGCAGCAUCGUGAAGAAGAAGUGGGCCGUGAACUCGGCCUUCAUGGCGCUCUACGCCUACGCCUCGUCGCUGCUGGUGUGGGUGCUGGUGGGCUUCCGCAUGGCGUUCGGGGAGCGCCUCCUCCCGUUCUGGGGCAAGGCCGGGGUGGCGCUCUCCCAGGGCUACCUGGUGCGCCGCGCCUCGCUCUCGGCCACGGCGCACGGGGACACCCCCCGCACCGAGCCCUUCUACCCGGAGGCGACGCUGGUGCUGUUCCAGUUCGAGUUCGCCGCCAUCACGCUGGUGCUCCUGGCGGGCUCCGUGCUGGGCCGCAUGAACAUCAAGGCCUGGAUGGCCUUCACCCCGCUCUGGCUCCUCUUCUCCUACACCGUCGGCGCCUUCAGCCUCUGGGGCGGCGGCUUCCUCUACCACUGGGGCGUCAUCGACUACUCCGGCGGAUACGUCAUCCACCUCUCCUCCGGCGUCGCAGGCUUCACCGCCGCAUACUGGGUGGGCCCUCGUCUGAAGAGCGACCGGGAGCGCUUCUCCCCGAACAACAUCCUGCUGAUGAUCGCCGGCGGCGGGCUGCUGUGGAUGGGCUGGGCCGGGUUCAACGGCGGCGCCCCGUACGCCGCCAACAUCGCGGCGUCCGUGGCCGUGCUCAACACCAACGUCUCCGCCGCCACCAGCCUCCUCACCUGGACCUGCCUCGACGUCAUCUUCUUCGGCAAGCCGUCCGUCAUCGGCGCCGUGCAGGGCAUGAUGACCGGCCUCGUCUGCAUCACCCCCGGAGCAGGGCUGGUGCAGACGUGGGCGGCGGUGAUCAUGGGCGUGUUCGCGGGCAGCGUCCCCUGGUUCACCAUGAUGAUCCUGCACAAGAAGUCGGCGCUGCUGAUGCGGGUGGACGACACGCUGGCGGUGUUCCACACCCACGCCGUGGCGGGGUUCCUGGGCGGCAUCCUGACGGGGCUCCUGGCCACGCCGAGGCUCCUGGAGAUCGAGUCCCCCGUGCCGGGCCUCCGCGGUGCGUUCUACGGCGGCGGGAUCGGACAGGUCGGGAAGCAGCUGGCCGGCGCCGCGUUCGUGGUGGCGUGGAACGUCGUGGUGACCUCGCUCAUCCUGCUCGCCAUCGGCAUGGUGAUGCCGCUGCGGAUGCCCGACGAGCAGCUCAUGAUCGGCGACGACGCCGCGCACGGGGAGGAGGCCUACGCGCUCUGGGGCGACGGGGAGAAGUUCGACGCCACGAGGCACGACGCGGCCAGGGUCGGCGGCGGCGGCGGCGGCAUGGAGAGGGAGGGCUCGGCGGAGCAGCGGCUGUCGGGCAUGGGAGCCAGGGGCGUCACCAUCCAGCUGUAGUAGGCGCGCGACGGCGCGGGAGGGCGGAGUAUUUGUACUGGUAGCGUUUAUUUUCGUGACAAAAGAUCAGUGUUGUAGAGAAGUUAUUCAGAUCCAUGAUCAGUGGGAACUGGGAAGUGACCGUAACCUUCUGGAUCAUAAACGGGCCGCAUACGUGACCCACGGCCCGUUUAAACUGGUAUCGAGCCCAACGGAUCACGUUUUCUUUGUGCCGUAAACAGAUCAGAAUUAGAGAGGAAAAUCGUACAUAUUUUGAUUU